AUGCAGCUCAAAGAAGCAGCCUCCAGCCGAGGAGAGAGUGCAUCUGUGGCAGGGAGAAGUCUCAACCUUAGCAUUGUAAUCUGUAUAGUAACAGAGCCUGCUGUGCCUCCUCUUCUGUCAGAAUACCAUUUUAAUUGGAAGUGCUUCCUCACUAUUUUGUGGCUGUAUCUAUUCUUCUGCAGGUCUGAAGCAAAUGAUCUUGCUUUACGACUGGCUCGGCAGUACCAUGGGCACCAAGAUGUGAUCACCCUUGAGAAUGCUUACCAUGGCCAUGUUACAUCUCUGAUUGACAUCAGUCCCUAUAAAUUUAAUCAGCUGGGAAAGGACAGCAAGAAGGAGUUUGUGCAUGUGGCUCCUUCUCCAGAUAUCUACAGAGGAAAAUAUAGGGAAGAUCACCCAGAUCCAGCAAGUGCUUAUGCUGAAGAUGUGAAGAAGAUUAUUGAAGAAACACAGAAGAAUGGACGCAAGAUUGCUGCCUUCAUAGCUGAAUCCAUGCAGAGCUGUGGAGGCCAAGUAAUUCCGCCUGUGGGCUAUUUCCAGAAAGUGGCAGAGUACGUGCGUGCAGUGGGUGGAGUGUUCAUAGCUGAUGAGGUCCAGGUUGGCUUUGGCAGAGUUGGGAAACAUUUUUGGGCAUUCCAGCUGCAAGGCAAAGAUUUUGUGCCUGACAUUGUCACCAUGGGAAAGCCCAUUGGCAAUGGCCAUCCUAUGUCUUGUGUGGUCACAACAAGGGAAAUCGCUGAAAGUUUUGGUGCCUCCGGACUGGAGUAUUUCAAUACAUUUGGAGGCAAUCCGGUGUCUUGUGCUAUUGGUUUGGCUGUGCUGGAGGUAAUAGAAAAAGAAGAUCUCCAAGGAAAUGCUACACGUGUAGGAAAUUAUCUCCUGGAGUUGCUGGCUGAGCAAAAGGAGAAACAUCCCUUAGUGGGAGAUAUCAGGGGUGUUGGAUUGUUUAUUGGAGUGGAUCUGGUGAAAGAUCAACAAAGUCGAACACCAGCCACAGCUGAAGCUCUUCAUCUUAUUUACAAGCUGAAAGAGCAUCAAAUUCUUCUUAGUGCAGAUGGACCCCACAGAAAUAUACUAAAAUUCAAACCACCAAUGUGUUUCACAAUGGAAGAUGCAAAACAUGUAGUAGAGAUAAUUGACGCACUUCUCACAGAAAUGGAAGAGGCAACUGGAAUGAAGACAGAAAACAAUGCAUCUACAGAUGCACAAUGUAAAAUGAAAAUAUCUGAAGGGAGUUCUCAACCAGAAGGUGCAAAUGAAAGCAUUGGCCAUAUGAAUGGAGCUGCCUGCAGACAAGAAAAUGGGCUUUAUUCUAAAAAGUGCUCACUGCCAACUAAAGGAAUAAGAACAUGAAGAGGGAAAGUUUCCUCAUUCAGUUUAAAUUUGUCUGGCUUGCGUUUGAGAUGAAGAGUGCAAUAGUCCAAGUCCUAGGAUUUGUUUGAAGCCUAGUCCUACCUUCCACAAACUGACUGAAUUCCUAUUAGCUUCCAUAGGAGUUUAAAAUAUCUUUACAGAUACAUGAGAACUGUACCAUGUGGCUUGAAAUCUAGAUGUGAGAGAACAAACAAGUGAUACACAAAAUACCUUGGUGCUGAUGGCAGGCUUGACAUAGGUACACAAACUCAGUGAAAUCUGUGGAUUUAUCUGUAUUGCACAGAAUCUGAAUUGCUUAACCACAAUGCAAGCAAAUGCCAAUCCUAUUAAGUUUAAAAUUACAUCAUUAACUUGCUAUUUUUAAAAUAUUUUAAAUUUCAAUAUAUAAUAUUGAGAUGUUAAUUACUUCCCAUGUUUUAAUGGCUGAAUUCAAAAAAUAAUGCUUGAGAGAGAAAUCAUUAUCUUCCAGUGUAACUUAGGUCCUAUGGACCACAUUCCCAGCUGAUGUAAAUUGGUGUAGCUUUGUUAAUGUCAACAACGCUCUACCAAGAGUCUACCACUGUGUGUGUAGAGACACAAUGUUUAUCCAGGGCAUUCUCACUUUAUGUUCAAAGAAAAUGGAAGAAUCUGGACCCUAAUUUUCUAUCGAUAAAGCAACUUUUAUAGAUAACUAUUUAUAUAGAGUAAGAUUUUAUGGGGUUUUUUUUCCAAAAGUUUAUAUAUUUAACCCUCUCAGUCCAAAAAUAUGCAAGUAUAUAUCAUUUCAGACACAGUGAUUGAGUUUAACCUGAAGGCCUCUCAAAAUGAAGUUUCCAGGGACAGCCCAGCUUUCAUUCCCAUGGAUUUAGUUGUUUUAACAAUGGUGGGAAUUACUGCCUGAUCCUGUUGUAAUAGUGCUGUUACUUUUUGCUAGUGGUGGUAAAGAGUCGCAUAUCAGUUGCAUAGGAUCCUGACACAUAAAUUGCUAUGCUGAUGUUCGAUUAUUAAAAUGAGAGGACCACUGCAUAAAACAUGCAUACAACCAUUUCACAGCCACUGCCCACCUGGGUUGCAGAUACUUUAGCCUGACUUGCCUCCUUCUCAGUGUUAAUUUCAAUGAGAGCGCACAAGCUCUGCUUCUCUUUUUUAAUAUAGGUGCAACUCCAUGCUAUGGGAGACACUGAGGGCUUUAAAAAUGGUAUGUACUUCAGGAAAAAAAAAAUAAGACAAAAUGUAUUUCCUCUUCAAUUUUAAUACCCUAAGUUCUGCUGUUUUGUAAUUGCUGCUAAUGACCCUACUGCUAUGACUGAAAAUUGAGCACCUUAUCUAAUUUCAUUUUUUCCACAAUUUGCUAUAUUGCUAUUGGUGUUUCCAGUGUAAUGUUUCCAACAUCCUCAAGCUGACUUACCUUCUGUUUCAAAUCUUUGAAUAAUUCUU
Molecule: messenger RNA, 2790 nt
Organism: Athene cunicularia (burrowing owl)
Lineage: Eukaryota; Metazoa; Chordata; Aves; Strigiformes; Strigidae
Gene: ETNPPL
Product: ethanolamine-phosphate phospho-lyase
Exons: 11
Coding region: 1-1353 (450 amino acids)
Cellular component (GO): mitochondrion
Molecular function (GO): pyridoxal phosphate binding; transaminase activity; ethanolamine-phosphate phospho-lyase activity
Source: RefSeq, a predicted model, not a curated record